Molecule: messenger RNA, 1840 nt
Organism: Ananas comosus (pineapple)
Lineage: Eukaryota; Viridiplantae; Streptophyta; Magnoliopsida; Poales; Bromeliaceae
Product: protein PIN-LIKES 2-like
Exons: 2
Coding region: 224-1576 (450 amino acids)
Biological process (GO): endoplasmic reticulum to cytosol auxin transport
Cellular component (GO): membrane
Source: RefSeq, a predicted model, not a curated record
UCUCUCGGCCCCGCUUCUCCUCUCUCCUCAUCGAUUCCUCUCGAAGCCAAAAAAAAAAAAAAAAAAAGAAAAAAAGAAAAAAGCAAAAAUCUCCAACGCAGUUUCCGUGAAUCCAAUCCCCAUCUCUCCCCCUGCUUUCUCGUGCUGCAGCAGCAGCAGCUUCUUCUUCUUUCUACGUUUCACGAGAUCUUGAAGACCCAUCUCUAGAAUUUGCGAGAAGAAAAUGGAUCAACUAGCGGUGGCCAACCGGAACAGCAAUUGGGUAUCGGCGGUUGUGCCGUUGAUGAAACUCUUGAGCCUCACGGUGAUCGGCCUCAUACUGGGCCACCCGAAAACCCAGAUUGUUCCGAGAGCCACUUUUAAGCUCUUGAGCAAGCUCGUCUUCGCGCUUUUCCUGCCGUGCCUCAUCUUCGUCCACUUGGGCGAGUCCGUCACUUUGAAAGAAGUCCUUUUGUGGUGGUUCGUCCCCGUCAAUGUGCUCAUCAGCACGGUGAUCGGGUGCGCUCUUGGGUAUGUUGUGGCCGUCGUAUGCCGCCCUCCGCCGCAGUUCUAUCGGCUCACCGUGAUCAUGACCGGAUUUGGAAACACGGGUAAUCUCCCCAUCGCCAUAAUUGGCUCGGUCUGCCACAGCGCGGACCAGCCGUUCGGUCCCAACUGCCAGAGAACGGGCGUCGCUUACGUCUCCUUCGCUCAGUGGGUCGCCGUGAUCCUUGUCUAUACCUUGGUCUACCACAUGAUGGAGCCGCCCAUGGAGUAUUACGAGAUAAUCGCGGAUGAAAAUGAGAUACAAGCAGCACAGGAGCCUAUCGGCGAUAUGAGUCGGCCUCUUCUUCAGGAAGCUGAGUGGCCGGGAAUGAUCGAUAAAGAGACCGAGCACUCAAAGACACCCUUUAUCGCCAGAGUCUUCAUGAGCAUCUCGGGAUCUUCUCUAAACGCGUUCCCCGAUUUUGACUUGAGCGAGGAGGGGAUCACUGGAGGUGCCGGGCCCAGUAGUCCCAAGUCUCUUAGGUGUUUGGCCGAGCCGAAGGUUGUAAGACGGAUGAGAAUCGUCGCCGAAAAGACGCCGAUUCAACACAUUCUUCAACCACCCACGAUUGCUUCUUUGUUAGCCCUUAUCGUCGGGAUGGUGCCUAUAUUUAGGGAUUUCGUAUUUGGUAGCGAUGCCCCGCUCUCGUUCUUCACAGAUAGUUUGGAGAUAUUGGCAGGAGCUGUCGUUCCGUCGGUGAUGCUUAUAUUGGGAGGAAUGCUUGCGGAAGGCCCUAACGAUUCAUCUCUCGGGCUAAGGACGACUGUUGGAAUCACCGUCGCAAGGCUAUUAAUUCUUCCCUGUAUUGGAAUUGGGGUAAUAGCUUUGGCCGAUAAAUUGAAUCUCUUGAUUAUAGGAGAUCAAAUGUAUCGUUUUGUGCUUCUACUGCAAUAUACAACUCCGAGCGCCAUUCUAUUGGGAGCUAUUGCCAGCUUGAGGGGAUAUGCAGUGAAGGAAGCUUCGGCGCUCUUGUUCUGGCAGCAUGUGUGUGCAGUAGUGUCGCUCUCUGUUUAUAUCGUCGUCUACUUCAAUUUGCUUUCCAACAUCUAAGGCGGUAUGGUAUCGUGAGUUGAAUAUAUUUUUGUUAGUUAUUGUUUAUCUUGGCUAGUCGAUGAAUAAGUGUUGUUUUGUGUUAUUAUUGGAGUUCAUGUGAAAAUAAACUGCUUGCAUGUCUGUUAAAUUUGCAAGAAUGGCCCUAAGUCGUUGUUUUGUAUUUAUUAGGGGAACUUAAGCUACUUAAGUAAUCAAGGUCUACUGCCUAUUUUUUGGUUUGUAAAGUGAUUUUGUGAAAUUAGCAUUUCGCCUUUAGUCUUA